This is a messenger RNA of Punctularia strigosozonata HHB-11173 SS5, 948 nucleotides long. RefSeq lists its product as uncharacterized. The record is from RefSeq and is a predicted model, not a curated record. Lineage: Eukaryota; Fungi; Basidiomycota; Agaricomycetes; Corticiales; Punctulariaceae. The coding region runs from base 175 to 840 and encodes 221 amino acids. The transcript is spliced from 4 exons.
ACGUCUAGAUCGACAGCCCUACUCAACGAACUAUUCCCGAUAACUCCCAUCGAGUCGUGGACGACCUGCUCAGACUCGUCGUCUGCACUCCCUCUUUCCGACCAGACGCUCCAGGCGACCAAGAUCGCCUCCGGCGUCACGCACACCUACGUGGAGUUCGCCGGCAAACAGGCCAUGCAAGCGAUAUACCCCAACGGCUCCUACACGUUCUCGCAUACUCCCCGGGGUGGCAUCAGCUUCUACGCAUCCGGGCCGGACAGCGUGGACCUGACGACAGCGAAAGAGGCCACCUUCGGUUACUCGGUGUUCUUCCAGGAUGGCUUCGAGUGGAACAUGGGCGGCAAACUCCCCGGAUUUUAUGGCGGCGACACCGCCGACGGCUCCGUCUCCUGCUCCGGCGGCUCGCGGAACGACACCUGCUUCUCCACGCGGCUGAUGUGGCGCACGGACGGCGCGGGCGAGAUGUACACCUACCUCCCCCCUUCGUUCCCCGCGAACGACGGCGUAUGCGCCAUCCCGCCGUUCAGCACGUGCAACCCGACGGACGGCGCGUCGAUCGCCCGCGGCUCGUUCUCGUUCGCCGCCGGCGCGUGGACGACGGUGAGCGAGCGCGUGAGGCUGAACGACGCCGGGGAGGAGAACGGCGAGCUCGAGCUGUUCGUCGGCGGCCAGAGCAUGUUCAGCGUCGGCGGCUUGGUGUUGCGCGAUUCCGCCGACGGGCGGAUCCGGGGUCUUAUGGUCCAGACAUUCUUUGGAGGAUCUGACGCUUCCUGGGCGUCGCCUCAGACGCAGGAUGCCUACUUUGCCGAUUUCUCAGUGGCCAUCACGGAGAAACUGUGAAUCUCCUUCCGUGUGGGAUGUGGCGCUGCAUGCGAGUAACUAUUCAUUCGGCUGUAGGCGAUACCCUGUGUAAUGUUAUUCCGAGCUUGGACAAGCUUUAAGACAACC